AUGAAUUUAUUAACUACUAAUGGUGUAAAGAUAUACAAUGUAUCAGCUGGUAAAUCAUUACCUGAAUGGUUAUCAGAAAAGAAAAGAGAUGAAUUGAGAAAGAAUAAAGAAUUUAGAUCUAGAGUAGAACUUAUUCAAGAUUUCAGUUUCGAAUCAUCAUCACAGAGAGUUAAACUUACACCCGAUGGACAAUACUUGAUAGCAGCGGGUAUCUACAAACCACAGAUUAAAAUCUUUGAAUUGAGUCAACUCUCAAACAAAGUAACAAGACAUAUAGAUUCACAUGUAGUACAGAUUGAAAUAUUAUCACAAGAUUACUCUAAACCAGUAUUUUUAAGAGCAGAUAGAUAUGUAGAAUUUCAUGCAAAGAAUGGAUGUUACUUUACAAUUGAAUUUGGAAGAGGGACGUUUCAUGCAACCGUUCCAAACAGACCUGACAGACAUUAA
Messenger RNA from Cavenderia fasciculata, 447 nucleotides. RefSeq names its product NUC153 domain-containing protein. Gene Ontology annotation, cellular component: 90S preribosome; nucleolus; small-subunit processome. Gene Ontology annotation, biological process: maturation of SSU-rRNA from tricistronic rRNA transcript (SSU-rRNA, 5.8S rRNA, LSU-rRNA). The coding region runs from base 1 to 447 and encodes 148 amino acids. The transcript is spliced from 4 exons. Lineage: Eukaryota; Evosea; Eumycetozoa; Acytosteliales; Cavenderiaceae. The record is from RefSeq and is a predicted model, not a curated record.